AUGCAAAAUAUCGAAUUAAAGCAAUUUGAUGCAGCGGUGUAUUACUCAGGCAAAUCAUCAGAAGGAGACGAGGUUCACCGUGCUGAAACAGAUUCACCGGGAACAAGUACAACAGCAGAAGAAGCCGGGGCUGAUGGACCUAAUACCGAAUGCGAUCAGCUGUUGGGAGAUUCGGGUGCCCGACAAAAUGCGAUGGGAAUUCGGGUGAUAGAAGCACCAUCGGAAUCGACGGUCGAAUUCCGGCAUAUAUCUGAUGGAAUUCGGCAGACGGCUUUCAUAGCAAGCGCAAUAUCAGAAAUUGCACAUAAUUCUGGUGAGUUUCUGUCGCAUCUGGAAAGUAUCCAUCGAGAUCCAACACUCACUUUUAUAGGAUUACUAACACUCAAAUCCUGA
Messenger RNA from Adineta steineri, 393 nucleotides. NCBI's taxonomy places the organism in Eukaryota, Metazoa, Rotifera, Eurotatoria, Adinetida, Adinetidae. The record is from the annotation of a GenBank genome assembly.